CUGCCGGAGCCGCCGCCGCCCCCCGAGCCCAGCAUGGUAAUGGCCGAGCCCCGGCGGCCCCCCCCGCUCCUGCCCCGCGGGCUCGGGCCCGUCCGCGUCGGCUUCUACGACAUCGAGGGCACGUUGGGCAAAGGCAACUUCGCGGUGGUUAAGCUGGCUCGGCACCGCAUCACGCGCAGCGAGGUGGCAAUAAAAAUCAUUGACAAAUCUCAGCUGGAUGCUGUGAAUCUGGAGAAGAUCUACCGAGAAGUGCAGAUAAUGAAAAUGCUUGAUCACCCUCACAUAAUAAAGCUUUACCAGGUGAUGGAGACCAAAAGCAUGUUGUACCUUGUGACAGAAUUUGCCAAAAAUGGAGAAAUUUUCGAUUACCUCGCCAGCCAUGGCCGUCUAAGCGAGUCUGAGGCCAGGCGCAAGUUCUGGCAGAUCCUCUCGGCAGUGGAGUAUUGCCAUGGGCGGAAGAUUGUUCACCGGGACCUGAAGGCUGAAAACCUUUUGCUUGACAACAACAUGAACAUCAAAAUAGCAGAUUUUGGGUUUGGAAAUUUCUAUAAGAGUGGUGAGCCUCUGACAACAUGGUGUGGAAGUCCACCAUACGCAGCCCCAGAAGUCUUUGAAGGACAGCAAUACGAGGGACCCCAGCUGGAUAUCUGGAGCAUGGGUGUAGUUCUCUAUGUUUUGGUCUGUGGAGCGUUACCUUUUGAUGGACCAACACUUCCCAUACUGAGGCAACGAGUCCUUGAAGGAAGGUUCAGGAUCCCUUACUUUAUGUCAGAAGAGUGUGAACAUCUGAUUAGAAGAAUGUUGGUCCUAGACCCAUCCAAACGGUUAACUAUUGCUCAGAUUAAGGAGCAUAAGUGGAUGCUUAUAGAAGUUCCUGCACAAAGACCUAUUCUUUAUCCACCAGGAGAGGAGAAUGAGCCUUCCAUUGGGGAGUAUAAUGAACAGGUCUUACGGCUAAUGCACAGCCUUGGAAUAGACCAACAGAAAACUGUUGAGUCUCUUCAGAACAAGAGUUAUAACCACUUUGCUGCUAUUUAUUACUUGUUAGUGGAAAGACUCAAAUCCCAUCGGAGUAGCUUCCCUGUGGAACAGAGAGUUGAUGCUCGUCAGCGUCGGCCAAGCACAAUUGCUGAGCAGACAGUAGCCAAGGCACAAGCUGUGGUACCCUCUGUUAACUUGCAUUCACAAAAUGCAAGGUUGCUGCAGUCUCCAGGCCUUCCCUCUGCUUCAGGAGCAGAAGCCUUUUCAUUCCCUCCAUCCGGCUGCCAGGGAGACACAGCAUUUAUGGAGGAAGAAAGAGUUGAGACACCAAAGGUAAAUGGCUGCCUACUGGAUCCUGUACCUCCCGUGACGAUUAGGAAAGGAUGCCAAUCAUUGCCUACCAGCAUGAUGGAAACUUCUAUUGAUGAAGGAAUAGAGACAGAAGGCGAGUCAGAAGAUGACCCUACACAGUCAUUUGCAGCCCUACAAGCAGCUCGCUGUGGGAAGCGACGUCACACUCUGGCAGAAGUCACCAACCAGCUGGUGAUGAUGCCAGGCACAGGGAAAGUCUACUCCUUGGAUGAAAACUCAUCCCUGGGCAGUAUUGAGUCAGAGUAUGACAUGGGAUCUGUUCAGAGAGAUACUAAAUUCCUGGAAGACACCCCUUCCUUGAAAGAAAUGGUACUAACUAACCAACAGGCACCCGGAAUGACAAGACCUUUCUUGGGUCUGAGACCUGCCAAUCCAGCCAUGCAGGCACUUGCCUCUCAAAAGCGAGAGACCCAUAACCGCUCUCCUGUCAGUUUCCGAGAGGGACGCAGAGCUUCAGACACAUCCCUCACACAAGGAAUUGUAGCAUUUAGACAACACCUCCAGAAUCUGGCACGAACCAAAGGAAUCCUGGAACUAAACAAAGUCCAGUUGCUGUAUGAACAGAUGGGAUCAGAAGAAGAAUCUUCUCUCACAUCAACUGCCACCCAGUUGCAGGACCUCAUUAAUAGUCCUUCACAGGAGGAAGGAUCUCAACAGCAGCAGGAAACUGCAUCUGCUUUCCCUAAUGGUGCACAGCCCCCAUUAUUACCCAGACGACAGAGCUUAGAAACACAGUACUUACAACACAGGCUCCAGAAACCUGCUCUGCUACCAAAAGCUCAGAAUACUUGCCAGUUAUACUGCAAAGAAUUGCCCCGGAGCCUGGAACAGCAGUUACAAGAGCACAGGCUGCAUCAGAAGCGACUCUUUCUCCAGAAGCAGUCCCAGCUGCAGGCCUAUUUUAACCAGAUGCAAAUAGCUGAGAGCUCAUACCCAAGGUCAAGUCAACUGCCACUUUCAUGCCAGGAGGAGCAGCAGCAGCAGCAAUCAACCCAGUUCAGCUUGCAGCAGCCUCUGAGUCCUGUGAUGGAGCCUUCCUCGGAACAAAUGCAAUAUGACUCCUUCCUCAGUCAAUACCAGAAAGUACAGCUGGAUCCAGUGCCAUCAUCCCCAAUCACGAGCUCAUCAAGGUUGUCGUCACCAGUUCAGGUGCAGCAGCCACCACAGUCCUUACCCUAUUCAUAUCAGACUUGUGAAUUGCCUGUUGUCACCUCUUCUGAGCCAGACUACCCAGACCAGUGCCAGUAUUCCAUGGACCCAGCACAACAGAGCAGUGUAGCAUUGCCUGACAGCCAGAGCAGCUCUGCAUCUCAUGAGUCCCAGUCAAACUAUGAUGCAUUAGCCCUGUCGGAAUUGCCUGGACUCUUUGAUUGUGAAAUGAUGGAGACUGUAGAUCCUCAGCACAGUGGCUAUGUCCUGGUGAAUUAAUCCCAUAGGGUGACUAACAUGAAUGGAAGACAGGACAAAUGGAGAAGCAUGUGAAUUUUUUGAUUUUUUUUUGUUGGUUUUACCCCAAAAUUCAUGGUAAUUUUCCAACCCUUGAAUUAACAGGGGAACUAAAAACCCACCUGACUGGAAAACAAAAGCAGGAGCUGGCAAGAAGUGUUUGGCCACUGGCCCCUCUGGCUGAUGGAAGGGGCUAGAGAACAGAUAGUGCAGUUUCAUCCCACAAAGAAACUAGUUUGCAUAAGAGGAGGCAAAAAAAGGUGAAUUUUAGAGCCCCUUAUGAUUCUAUGACAUUCACUUGGAGAAAUGAGAAUGAGUGCACAUUGUAUUGUACUUCUUGGCAAUAAAAAGCAAUAGUUUUCAUUGAAAUUCAGGGUAGAUUUGGGUCUGCGCUGAUGGCAACUGUAAUACUCUUGAAACAAUAGUGUGAGGUGGAAUUAAAGGAGAGUUGCACUUCGGCUUCCAACUGCUGGUUAAGCUACUGAUCCGGAACUCCUCAAUGGUAAGUCUCCAAGAUCACCAGGCAUCUCAGGCAGCCUCCACUGCCUCCUGCUAGCAAGGAAACAGUAUUUCCCAAGCCUGCCAAGGAACUCUUAAUUGCCCACUAAGGGAAGCUUCUGGAUCUCUGCUAAGUGACGUGUUGACUUUGUCAAGAGAUACCUGGAACUGACACAGGGCACCACAGUGGUUUGUAGAGACCUCUGGGUGGGGAUCAGAUACUGAAGUGUAAAGGAUUAGCUUAACAGGGAGAUAGAAGGGAAGAAGUACCCUGACAAAAUCAAGAGCUCCAGCCAAUGACAGUAUAAAACAAACACAAAGAUAUCCACCUGGGUGGCUUUUGAAAUCAACCUGUUUUGCAGGCAGGCCUUGGUGGAAGGCUCUGUCUUGGAGAAGUUCUGAUCACUGGAAAGGAUCCAUCUGUCCUUCGGUUGCAUUUUAAAAGCAAGCAAACAAACUGUAUUUUGAAUUAGCAGUAUGUGUUACUGGUGGUUUAUUGAGCUUUGUAUAUUUGGACAAUUAUUUAGGGGUUUAGAACUUAAGGAUAAAAACAAUGAGCUUAAAACAACCCAACCCUGUGAAGUGAUAGUGCUGUGCCUUUUUCAGUUCUUUAUCAGCCUAUAUGCUUUUUUCUGAAGAAAAUAGACAAUGCCCCAUUUAUAUCCUUGCUAUAGCCAAAGUCCCUUCAGAGCACACGUUCCACCAUGUGGAAUGUGUUUAACUUUCUUAGUGUUUUGAUUGCUCAUGUAUAUAUAACACUGAAAGUAUUGCAGCAAUAUUUAGCAUCACGAACUGUUGAUGUAUCAACCAUUUCAAUACUCAACAAGCAGUUGUGUCUUCAGAACUUUCAGUCAUGAAAUGCAAGUCACAGGAGGAGCAUUGAUUAGGAAUCUGCAGAAAGUUUAGAUCUCCAAUCUGAGUUUUGUCUGUAGCCUUUAAUUAUUGUGGGACAUUAGAGGAUUGUAGACAAACAAGGCUCACAGCUGGACAGUUCAGCCCUUUUCUAAGCAAACAUUAAGCACAAUUGCAGAUUCAUUAAAGCACAAAGAAUGGCAGAGAAACUGUGCUGAUCCUGUAGGAAACAUCACUGUUUGCUGGAGAGUUUGGUGAGCUAAGGUGUUUGAUACUACAAAUGAGAGCGUAGCAAGGUGGAUAAUCAGCCAGCAUUUACAGCAAUAAGACUGCAUUUAAAAGUGGAAUAGUAGGAUUUAGUCACUGCAUUGUAGGCUGUGUUAAGGAAGGAAGGGUUUAAGAACUGACAGAAGCACCUUGCUUCAUAUAUGCUACAAUUAGAGAGGCAAUUCCUGUUGCUAUGUAGCCUGUUUUGGUAUCGGUCCAGUUGUGCAGCUGGACUCAAUCCAUAAGUGCUCAGCUUCUACCUCUGAUAUCACAGUGAUUCUCAAGGCAUCAGCAAAGGAGAAUGUAAAGAACAGGGUUAUACACUACUUCUGCAAUGCAAGAUACAGAGGGCAAGAAAGCUUUACUUUAAAUAGCCAAGGUAAAGAAGUUUUUUGUUACGUGGUUUCCCUUCAAAAGGAACCUUCUCUAACACAGCUAUCCCACAGAAAUCCCUAUGACACCUUAAGUGACUAACAAAGGGAAGGGAAACUGCAGCAUAACAGACCAGGCAUUUCACUACUACAGAAAGAGGCAACAAAGAGUCCUGUCCUUUCAUUCCUCCUUCCCUACCCACAGCAUCAUAAACACUUUCUGGAAUUCUAAUAUCAGACCAGCCACUCAAGGAGCUGUAUGGAGAGAACUGCUAAAAGGACACACACCACCUAUGAAGUCAGGCCCAGUUCUGCUCCAGGAGCUGGAUUACUGCCAUAACUAUAACCUCUUCCUUCUCCAUCCAAGUCCAUGACACCCUGAAUAUUUCAGUACUCAAAUAUAAAAAUAAUACUAUUAUUGAGUUCUGUGAUUCAUUUAUCAGGAUGUGCCAAUUAGUCUAAGCUCAUUGGAGCUUUGCAGUGCUCUAAGGGGCAAACUACGGUAUUUCUUUAAUACAGUUUAGCCUGACUCUUCCCCUCAACCAAAAGCAUACUUAACAUUUCAUGUAAUUUCCUUCAAGCCAAUUAGACCAAAAGGCUUCUAAUACAGCAGAGCAUCCAUUGGGCACCACUUUGUACUACUUUGAAGUGACUUUUUUGUUCAAAUCUGUUACAUCUAACAUUAGAGAACUGUGUACACUACUGUUAAAGUAAUUAUUAGCUUUAUUAUCUUGUAUUACAGACUCCUUUGAAGAGACUUUGGUGUGAUGUAUAUGGGGUAAAAAUUUCAUAUGGAGAAAAGUGCAAUAUGUGUGUGUGUGGUACGUUCUUUAAUGUAUUUUUUUAAGGAGUUAGAGGGUUUAGUCUCUGCUUUGGGAAAAAUGCACUAGUUUUGUGAGCUCCAGUUUGGCAAGUUCAUCUGUAGUAUUUACAUGCAACUGAUAUGCUGGACUCUGUAAAGCAGUUACAGUGUAUUAAUACAAAAUAAAGAAUACGUGCAUUUCAUUUUUAAA
Molecule: messenger RNA, 5800 nt
Organism: Melopsittacus undulatus (budgerigar)
Lineage: Eukaryota; Metazoa; Chordata; Aves; Psittaciformes; Psittaculidae
Gene: SIK2
Product: salt inducible kinase 2
Exons: 15
Coding region: 34-2781 (915 amino acids)
Biological process (GO): protein phosphorylation; intracellular signal transduction
Cellular component (GO): cytoplasm
Molecular function (GO): ATP binding; protein serine/threonine kinase activity
Source: RefSeq, a predicted model, not a curated record